Molecule: messenger RNA, 795 nt
Organism: Nerophis lumbriciformis (worm pipefish)
Lineage: Eukaryota; Metazoa; Chordata; Actinopteri; Syngnathiformes; Syngnathidae
Source: RefSeq, a predicted model, not a curated record
AUGGCAGAAGGUAACAUCACUUCCAAAGUCGCCGGGUUUGACUUUGAGAAGAAUUUUGACUUCGAGGAAGCUCAAAGAUGGAUGGCCGACUACUGGGCUACAUCAUUGGUGAUCAGUGCGCUGUACGCCGCCCUGGUGUUUGGAGGUCAGCGCUACAUGAGGUUCCGUCCCAAACUCAACUUGCGGCGGCCUCUGUUUGCCUGGUCGCUCACGCUCGCCCUCUUCAGCGCCAUGGGUGCGGCGCGCACGGGCCGCUACGCGUUGGACGUCCUAAACCAGGGCGGCUGGCGACGUUCCGUCUGCGAGCAAGGCUUCUAUGACGGGCCCGUCAGUAAAUUCUGGGCCUUUGCCUUCGCCGUCAGCAAGGUGCCGGAGCUGGGUGACACGGCGUUCGUGGUGCUCCGGAAGCAGCGGCUAAUAUUCCUGCACUGGUACCACCACGCCACGGUGCUGCCGUACUCGUGGUUCUCGUACAAGGAGGUGGCGGCGGGCGGUGGCUGGUUCAUGACCAUCAACUACGCCGUGCACGCGCUCAUGUACUCCUACUACGCCUGUCGCGCCGGCGGGCUAAGGGUGCCGCGACUGCUGGCGGCGCUCCUGACGGCGGCUCAGCUGACUCAGAUGGUGGCGGGCCUGGCGGUCAGCGGCCUGACGUACCACUGGACGCCAAGCCCCGACUGCAAGGCGCGACCCAUUCACGUGGCCUGGGGGGCGCUGUUGUACCUCAGCUACUUGCUGCUGUUCGCCCGCUUCUUCUACCAAGCCUACCUGCGGCCACGAUCCAAGACCCUGUAG